Molecule: messenger RNA, 1955 nt
Organism: Tachyglossus aculeatus (Australian echidna)
Lineage: Eukaryota; Metazoa; Chordata; Mammalia; Monotremata; Tachyglossidae
Gene: STXBP2
Product: syntaxin binding protein 2
Exons: 18
Coding region: 92-1912 (606 amino acids)
Biological process (GO): intracellular protein transport; neurotransmitter secretion; vesicle-mediated transport
Cellular component (GO): plasma membrane; secretory granule
Molecular function (GO): syntaxin-3 binding
Source: RefSeq, a predicted model, not a curated record
GAGCAAGAUGCCAGGGCCAUAUUGAGUCACCGCUUUUAGUUGGGCUCUGGGCUUCCUACCCUUCUGCCCACUUAGGGGCCAGAGUCCUAGAAUGAGGUUGAAUGAGACAUCCUGUCUCCAUGGCUGCGACUGUCAGAGACUCGGGUCAGAUGAGGCGGCCAGGUCUGGGAAGCCUAGGCUUUUUCCCGGUUCGCCCGACAUCUUGGCGGAGGUUCUCAUCAUGGACCAUCCCAGCAUGCGGAUUCUGUCCUCUUGCUGCAAGAUGUCGGACAUCCUGGCUGAGGGCAUCACCAUCGUUGAAGACAUCAACAAGCGCCGGGAACCCAUCCCCAGCUUGGAGGCCAUCUACCUGCUGAACCCUUGUGAGAAGUCAGUCCAGGCCCUGAUCAAUGACUUCAGGGGGAUCCCUACGUAUACCUACAAGGCUGCCCAUGUCUUCUUCACCGACACCUGCCCCGAGCCCCUCUUCAAUGAGCUGGGCCGCUCCCGGCUGGCAAAGGCCAUCAAGACGCUGAAGGAAAUCCAUGUGGCUUUCCUGCCCUAUGAGGCCCAGGUGUAUUCGCUGGACACCCCCGAGAGCAGCUACAACCUAUACUGCCCAUUCCGGGUUCAGGAGCGAGGGCAGCAGCUGGAGGCUCUGGCCGAGCAGAUUGCCACGCUUUGCGCCACCCUGCGCGAGUACCCAGCCAUCCGCUAUCGCAAGGGCCCCGAUGACACCAGCCAGCUCGCCCACGCCGUCCUGGCCAAACUGAACGCCUUUAAGGCCGACAACCCGAGCAUGGGUGAGGGGCCAGAGAAGACGCGCUCCCAGUUGCUGAUAAUGGACCGUGGCUAUGAUCCAGUAUCACCCUUGCUGCACGAACUCAGCUUCCAGGCCAUGGCCUACGACCUGCUUGAAAUCCACCAGGACACCUACAAGUAUGAGACAACGGGGCUGAGUGAUUCACGGGAGAAAGCCGUGCUCCUGGAUGAGGAUGACGAGCUCUGGCUGGAGCUGAGGCACAUGCACAUUGCAGACGUCUCCAAGAAGGUGACAGAGCUGCUGAAGACUUUCUGUGAGAGCAAGCGGCUGACCACGGACAAGGCCAACAUCAAGGACCUGUCCCAGAUAUUGAAGAAAAUGCCUCAAUACCAAAAGGAGCUGAGCAAGUACUCAACACACCUGCACCUGGCUGAAGACUGCAUGAAACGCUUUAAAGGGACGGUGGAGAAGCUGUGCAGCGUGGAGCAGGACUUAGCGCUGGGCACGGACGCGGAGGGAGAGAAGAUCAAGGACGCCAUGAAGCUGAUUGUGCCUGUGCUGCUGGACCCCGGGGUCCCGGCCUACAACAAGAUCCGCAUCCUGCUGCUCUACAUUUUGCACAAGAAUGGGGUGAGCGAGGAGAACCUGGCUAAGCUGAUCCAGCAUGCCAACGUGCAGGCUUACAGCGGCCUCAUCCGCAACUUGGAGCAGCUGGGGGUCAUGGUCACCUCCCACUCUGCCGGGGGUGCCGGGGUCUCGAAUAAACGGGAGCGGAAGGAGCGAAUGGAAUCCACCUAUCAGCUGUCCCGCUGGACACCCGUCAUUAAGGAUGUGAUGGAGGACGCCGUGGAGGAUAAACUGGACCGGAGACUGUGGCCCUUUGUGUCCGACCCAGCCCCGAUAGCCAGCACCCAGGCAGCCGUCAGCGCUCGGUUUGGCCACUGGCACAAGAACAAAGCAGGGGUGGAAUCCCGGGCCGGCCCCCGCCUCAUCGUCUACGUGAUCGGAGGGGUGACCAUGUCCGAGAUGCGCACGGCCUACGAGGUCACCCGCGCCACGGAGGGCAAAUGGGAAGUGCUGAUUGGCUCCUCCCACAUCCUCACUCCCACCCGCUUCCUGGACGAUCUCAAGAGCCUGGACCAGAAAAUGGAAGAUCUCCCGCUGUCUUGAAACUACCCGCAACCUGCUGCAAUAAAUGCUCCCCUGGACUCUG